Molecule: messenger RNA, 1853 nt
Organism: Cucurbita moschata (crookneck pumpkin)
Lineage: Eukaryota; Viridiplantae; Streptophyta; Magnoliopsida; Cucurbitales; Cucurbitaceae
Product: 3-ketoacyl-CoA synthase 12-like
Exons: 1
Coding region: 222-1607 (461 amino acids)
Biological process (GO): fatty acid biosynthetic process
Cellular component (GO): membrane
Molecular function (GO): acyltransferase activity, transferring groups other than amino-acyl groups
Source: RefSeq, a predicted model, not a curated record
UUGAGUGUUCUUCGUUUGACUCUUUCUCCAUUUUUGUAGCCGAGCUUUUACUCGCCCACCUGCUCGCUUAUGAGUAGCCAUCGCUUGAAAGCCUUUAUCAGUUGGGAGUUAACCCUCUUCACAUGUUCUUCCAAAAAGCUCUUUUUCCCCCACUUUGCACCUUCUUUCUAUAAAAAUCUCUCUGUUCUUGAACAAAAAACAGAGCCCUUUUCACCUCUGUCAUGGAGCUUCUGAGUUUGUUCUAUUUGGGUUCCUUUUUGUUCUUCCUGUUCAUCAUUUGGAAGCAUUUUGAUGAAAAAAGACACCAACAAUGCUACAUAUUGGAGUAUCAAUGCUACAAACCAACAGACGACAGAAAAUUAAGCACAGAAUUCAGCGGAGACAUCAUAAAAAGAACCAAAAACCUCGGCCUCAACGAGUACAAAUUCCUCCUCAAAGCCGCCGUCAGCUCCGGCAUCGGCGAAGAAACCUACGGCCCAAGAAUCAUGUUCGCCGGCCGUGAAGAAUCUCCCACUCUCGACGAUGGAAUCUCAGAAAUGGACGAGUUUUUCCACGACAGCAUCCAGAAGCUCUUCGACAAAUCAGGCUUCUCCCCGCCGGAAAUCGACAUCUUAGUCGUAAACGUCUCAAUGUUAGCGUCGAUUCCGUCGCUCUCCGCUCGGAUCAUCAACCAUUACAAGCUCCGCCCUGAUGUCAAGGUGUUCAACCUCACCGGAAUGGGCUGCAGCGCUAGUUUAAUAUCAAUCGACGUCGUUUCAAGAGUGUUCAAAUCGUAUAAAAACAUGAACGCCCUCGUUAUAACAUCUGAAUCAUUAAGCCCCAAUUGGUAUUCCGGCAACGACAGAUCCAUGAUCUUGUCCAAUUGCUUAUUCCGAUCCGGCGGAUGUGCGAUUCUUCUCACAAACAACACGGCGUUGAAAAACAGAGCCAUGUUCAAACUCAAGACCCUGGUUCGAACCCACCACGGCGCAAGAGACGAAUCCUACGGAUGUUGUUACCAAACAGAGGACGACAAAGGCUACAUGGGUUUUCACUUAGGUAAAAACCUCCCCAAGGCAGCAACACGAGCCUUCGUCGACAACCUACGGGAAAUCGCACCGAAAAUUUUACCGACAAGGGAGCUUCUCCAGUUUUUGAUUGUUACCACGGUGAAAAAACUAAAGAGAAAUGCAAAACAGGGUAGUGGGGUGAAAACCAGUGCGGUGAAUUUCAAAACAGGGGUGGAUCAUUUCUGCAUUCACACCGGCGGGAAAGCGGUGAUCGACGGGAUCGGAGCGAGUUUGGGGCUGGAGAAGUAUGACCUGGAGCCGGCGAGGAUGACACUGCACCGAUUUGGGAACACAUCGGCGAGUAGUUUGUGGUAUGUUUUGGCGUAUAUGGAAGCGAAGAAGCGGCUGAAGAAAGGUGGGCGGGUUUUGAUGAUAAGCUUUGGAGCUGGGUUCAAGUGCAACAGCUGCUUGUGGGAGGUGGUGCGAGAUUUGGAAGACGCCAAUGUCUGGGAGGAUUGUAUUCAACGGUAUCCACCUGAAUCUCUGUCGAACCCAUUUCUGGAAAAAUAUGGUUGGAUUCAACAGGAAGACAUAGCCACUUUCAAACUCCCUGAGUGAUAGUCGAAUUAAAACACAACAUCGAAUAGUUUUGCGUAUUUACCGUUAUUGCCAUUGGUGCUGUUCAUUUGUUUCAUGAGGAACAGGUUCUUACUAACUAGAACAUGCCCAGAUUGUUCAUGUUUCAUUUCAUUGGAGUUUCUUAAUAUAUUUGAAUUCAUCGUGUUCGUGUAUGUCUGUACUUCUCGUCUUGGCUCGGGAUGUUUUGGAAGUUUCAAUAUUAUCAUUUGUAGUCGUUUUUUGGAA